This is a messenger RNA of Linderina pennispora, 616 nucleotides long. RefSeq lists its product as uncharacterized. The coding region runs from base 146 to 514 and encodes 122 amino acids. Lineage: Eukaryota; Fungi; Kickxellomycota; Kickxellomycetes; Kickxellales; Kickxellaceae. The transcript has a single exon. The record is from RefSeq and is a predicted model, not a curated record.
AAAUAAACGUGUGUUCCUGGUGAAUGCACCCGUCCACAAAAAAGCAGAAUGCGUGAAUGCAACAAGGAAAUUAAAAUAACUAAAAUAAAAGCUGAGGCUGUAUGCCAGCUGCUGCGUCAACAAAAAUAGGCAUUCUCCGGAGUAGAUGCCGGUUCGGAAAUCGGCAAUGUCAUGGCACAGAGGCUCGGCUCACUGGCUAGUGUCCCGACUCGCUUAUAUUGUGCAGCUGCCCCCCCACACCACCGGAUCCAUGCAUAACCAUCUGACCCACCUAUAUGUGCCCGCGGGGCGUUCAGACAGACAGGAUGACGGUGUCAAAGCCGGCGGUUCUGGCAGUAUGGUUGCCUCAUUUCUCCUGCGCACUGCCAGCGCCGGCAACCCCAGCAUCUCCAGCCAACCCCUGCGUGUCUCGCCAUCACUAGUCCCCUGGUCCAUGUACGCCAUAUACACAGUUUCACCUUUAAAAUUACACUUUGCAGAUACGACAAGGAAAAAAAUAACUACAGGCUGGUAAAGGAAAGAAACCAUGUCUACCACACCCGAGGAGGUGUUUUAAUUUCACCCUCAGCUUUUCCUUCCAUGCCUGCUCCCUGGAAAAAUGACACGCGCCUGCUGC